AUGGGGAGUUCUGUACGAAACUUGCCCGCACUCUUCCGCGGACUCGGUGGAAAGAGAGUCUGCCAGAAGAUGUCUUUCUCACUGAGCGGAUCAACCAAAUCUGAGAUUCUUGUAGAUUGUCAUGGAUCGAAGAAAGUUGUAACACUCAACAGACCAAAGGCUCUCAACGCAUUGAACUUGAAUAUGGUCCGAGAGUUCUAUCCAAAGUUACAAGAAUGGAAUUCCUCGUCGGAUGUUGAUUUGGUCAUUUUGAAAGGAUCCGGUGAUAAAGCAUUCUGUGCUGGUGGAGAUGUUCUUGCUGUUGUUCGAUCAUUCAAAGACGCAGAAAGCGGUAAGAACUGCACAAUGCACAAAGAUUUUUUCCGGGAGGAAUAUAUUUUGAACCAUCUCAUCGGGACUUUCAACAAACAAUAUGUUUGUCUGAUUGAUGGAAUAGUGAUGGGAGGUGGCUGCGGUCUUUCUGUGAAUGGCCGAUUCCGUGUGGCUACGGAAAAUACAAUGCUCGCAAUGCCAGAAACUGCUCUCGGCCUUUUCCCUGACGUAGGUGGUUCAUACUUCCUUUCUCGACUGAAAGGAAAUCUUGGAAUGUACUUGGCACUCUCUGGAUAUCGUCUUCUUGGAGCUGAUGCAUUUCACGCUGGACUCGCAACUCAUUUUGUUGAGUCUUCUGCGCUCGCGAAAUUGGAGAACGAGCUUGUGAAUAUGAAAGAUGUCAACGAAAAUGCAGUCGACGAAGUCAUCCGCUCUUUCGAGCCAAAGAAAAUUCCGGAUUUCAGUCUUUCGAAGAAUCUUGCUCAAAUCAGAGAUUCGUUUGGGGCAAAGAGCGUCGAAGAAAUUCUCUUGAGCCUCGAAAAAGACGGAUCCGACUGGGCGAAGAAACAAGCAGCAACUCUUGGAAAGAUGAGCCCAACCUCUUUGAAAGUCACUCAUCGGCAAAUCACAGAGGGAAGCAAAAUGAAUUACGCCAAGAUCUUCACCAUGGAAUAUCGUUUGACACAAAGAUUCCUCGCUGACAAAGACUUCCAUGAAGGGUGUCGAGCUAUUCUUAUUGACAAAGAUCGCAAGCCAAAAUGGAAUCCAGCAACGUUGUCAGAAGUGAAGGAAUCGACUAUCGAUCACUACUUCUCACCGUUGCCAAACAAUGCAGAUUUGAAGCUGUAA
Messenger RNA from Caenorhabditis remanei, 1161 nucleotides. RefSeq lists its product as uncharacterized. Bases 1 to 1161 code for a protein of 386 amino acids. Gene Ontology annotation, molecular function: 3-hydroxyisobutyryl-CoA hydrolase activity. The transcript is spliced from 5 exons. Gene Ontology annotation, cellular component: mitochondrion. Gene Ontology annotation, biological process: L-valine catabolic process. NCBI's taxonomy places the organism in Eukaryota, Metazoa, Nematoda, Chromadorea, Rhabditida, Rhabditidae. The record is from RefSeq and is a predicted model, not a curated record.